Messenger RNA from Teleopsis dalmanni, 2427 nucleotides. RefSeq names its product tubulin glycylase 3B-like. The record is from RefSeq and is a predicted model, not a curated record. Bases 150 to 2189 code for a protein of 679 amino acids. Lineage: Eukaryota; Metazoa; Arthropoda; Insecta; Diptera; Diopsidae. Gene Ontology annotation, biological process: cilium assembly; cilium movement; protein polyglycylation. Gene Ontology annotation, cellular component: cilium. The transcript has 3 exons. Gene Ontology annotation, molecular function: protein-glycine ligase activity, initiating.
UUAGUAAAAAUAUAUAAAAGAGGAAGAGCUUAAGUUUGUUAAAUCUAAGUAUACGUAUUAAUAUAUGUAUAUCAAAAUUAUCUGUUCUAUAUUUUUCUGCAAAUAGUUGUUAAAAAUUAAAAAACCGGUUUCAAAAUUUUUUGUUUGUAAUGGAAGGAAAAUCAUCAACUCGAAACUCAAAAAACGACAAAAACUACAAUCAUAUUGGAAAAAUUCAAGAAAUUAUCCACUACUUGGACGGCGAAAUACAUGAUCUUGUACCGAAAUAUCCAAUUAAUACGGCCCUAUUAGGAAUCAGUGCACAAACGCACGAAAAUAAAGAUAGAAAAAAUGUUAAUGAUCAGGAAUGCCCACUCCCCAUAAAUAUUGAUGUACCCAUUGAUAAGACCGCAAAAAUUGAGGUGCGAAUGCUUUUAAGUUUCUAUAGUAAACAAGCUCAUGAAGCUUUUCAAAAGCGACGCCUUUUUAUAGUAUAUGGAAAUUUCUACACUUUACGUCACUCCUUACUAAAACGUCGUUGGGUAGAGAAACUAUCACGAAAUCGAUAUGCCAACUUGCAAGCUCUUCCAAAUGAAACAUUAAUAAGAUACGUGCGCCCUGGAAAUGAAUUUGAACAGGCUGUAAUGUCGAACUUGGUUAGUCGUUAUCCACCGUUCUUUAUAUGGCAACCUAAAGCAAUGAAAGAUUCCUACGCAGAAGAAUUACCUUAUCGUAACAGAAUACGCCGUGGGCGUACAUUAGAUUUUUCUACAAAAAUUGGUUUAAUUGGUUGUUCCGAACAGGCAUCUUGGUAUCGAAAAGAAAACAUAUGUGGUAUGAAAUAUCCAAGAUUUUAUCGCCUUGGUGGAACCUCAGCGGAACGUUUAGCUUUUAUUGAUGACUUUUGUCAAACACAAUGUCGUAACUUUGUACGUUUUCUGUGGAAUAACUUUUAUUAUAUUGAUUUACUUAUUGACGAAGAACAUGGAACAGAACCAGCAGAUACAGUGAAUUUCGCAAUAAAAAAUGUAGUGAAACAACUCAAUGAAUUUUCACACACGGAUCUCGAUGAUGAAUCUUGGAAUCCUGAAAACGAUAAAAAUUUUCAUAUAUGGCAAGAUUUUUUAAAAAGUUCAAACAACAUUAUUUUUAACAGAUCGAAAUUAAAAAUGAAUCGUGUUGAAUUUUCGGAAAGUAUCAAAAGUGGUAAAUUGUAUCUGCAGAAAAUAUUUAACAAACAUCCAGAUUUUCAUUGGGAUGGGUGCAGAAAUCUUUGGAUACUAAAACCAGGAUUUAGGGGUUGUGGCUUUGGCAUUAUUGUAAGAAACGAUUUAGAUGAAAUUCUGGAAUUUGCAAGUAUCAAUAGUAAUAGGAGAUAUAUUGUGCAAAAAUACAUAGAACGGCCGUUGAUAAUAUAUAAAACAAAAUUUGAUAUAAGAAUGUAUAUGCUGCUCUCAGUUAACCAAAAAAAUCUAUCAAUAUGGUUGUAUAAAGAUUGUUAUUUGAGAUUUAGCUCUCAGCAGUUUGAUAUGAGUGAUCUCAGAGAAGUAAUACAUUUAACUAAUAACUCUAUACAAAAGAGGUAUAAAAAUCCCGAACACAGAGAUAAACGAUUGCCUGGGAAUAAUAUGUGGUCAUUAGCAGAGUUUAAGAAAUAUUUGAGCGAUCUACCAGAAACCGAAGAAAUUUGGAAUACGAAAAUAUAUCCAGGGUUUGCAGCAAAUUUAAUAGCAGUGGUGAUGGCUAGUCUUGAAGAUACAACGUUCGUUGAAAACGCUUUCGAACUGUUCGGUUGUGAUUUCAUGUUAGAUGAGGAAUUUAAUCCCAUAUUAAUAGAAAUUAAUGCAACUCCAGAUUUAUCAAGGUCGACUAAAGUAACUGCAACCAUCUGCCCAAUGAUGUUAAAAGAUAUGGUCAAGGUUGUUGUGGACUUACCGAAAGAUCCAUCAGUAGUACCAGGUUUAUUUGAAUUAGCUUUUAAAGUGCGUUACGCUCCAAGAAAGGAUUUUCAACCGAAUUAUUGCUUAAGUGUCUCAGGUAUACAGAUGCAAGGGACUCAGAAACCAAUCGAACUCAAAGUAAACAGCGUAACUACGCCAAAGUCGAUGUCAAAGUUAACCCAAGCAAAUAGCAAGCAAAUUCGUUCACCAUCGAAGAUAUCGAAAGUGGUUAGUUUAGAUAACAACAGAUCAAUGACGGAAAAGGAAUAACAAACAAAUUGUAUGUAAGUAUUUAUUUGUACAUUUUAUUAAUGUUGUUUUUUUCGGUGUUGAGAUAAAUAAUUCAAUUUGCAACCCUGAAGUAGUUAACUAAAUCCCCUUACCGCAAGUCAUUUAUAAUCAAUGAAACCAAAGAGUUGGAUUUGGAAAAUCUUUGUAGUAUAUUUGAAUUUUUUUCUAUACACUAAUCGAAAAUAAAAUAAUCAAAAUUAAAGAAAGUUUUAUGAAU